Coccidioides posadasii C735 delta SOWgp is the source of this 2871-nucleotide messenger RNA. Lineage: Eukaryota; Fungi; Ascomycota; Eurotiomycetes; Onygenales; Onygenaceae. The record is from RefSeq and is a predicted model, not a curated record.
AUGCCACCCCGAAGAACUUCAAAAACCCCGACAUCCCGUGCAUUGUCAGGGGCGUCCAGAGGAGGCAAACGCAAACCUCCUGCUCUUAUUGACCUGACCGCAGACGAUGACGACGAGGUGGCAUUGAGCUCGCAGGCUCGUAGUGCGCCAAGGCAAUACGUUCCCAGCCAAACCCUCAGCCAACCUGCUCUUCCUCCCGAAAAUUUUCUUUCACUCAGCCAGAGGCUUCCAGACACCCAGGCCGAGCUGGAGGAAGAAGCGAACGCUGCAGCAGUUGUUGAAUCCUCCCAGGAGUUAGAUGACUCCGCCUACUCGGACUUUGAGCUUUAUGGUAUUUUACUCCACAAAAUAGUCGGGGUUAGAUAUUAUAAUGGGCAGGCGACCAAAGGAGAAUAUGUGAACAUUAGACGCGAGCCUGGCAACCCCUAUGAUUCCAAUGCAAUCCGGAUCGACAAUGUCAUGGGCGACCAAAUCGGCCACUUACCUCGCCAGCUGGCUAGCAAAUUGGCUCCCUACAUAGAUUCUGCGGACUUACUAGUAGAGGGUGUUCUAGCGGGAAACAAGGGUGUUUACGAAUGUCCAAUCAGCCUAAAACUAUAUGGAACCAGUGAGCCCAGACAGCAACUAGAGCUCAUGGCGAGAAUGAAAAGGCACGGGCUGCCGGUUGCAGAGCUGCUCAUGAAAAACAGCGACAGGAAGAAGCGACAGCUGCAGGAAUUGAAAGCCGCCGCCGCCAAUAGCUCCAGGGCACACAAAAACAUUGGAAGGGGUGAGGAAUGGAACAAAUCGGACAAUGCCUUUGGUGUUAAUAUGGCUCCUCCCGGAGGGCAUUCGGACGAAAAGAAUAAGAAUCAAGAGUCUAUUGACGACAUUAUCGGCCAAAGCGUUGUCUUCAACCCCAGGGAGAUGAGCCAGGUCGUUGAAAAGUUUGGCGCUGAUGAGAAAGAACUUGCAGCAAUGCCGAUGGCGGAGUGUCCGGCCUCGCUUUCGACGGAAUUGUUACCAUAUCAACGUCAAGGACUCGCGUGGAUGUUAGAUAAGGAAUCACCACAGCUACCGGGGGUUGGACGUGAGGAUGUGGUGCAGUUGUGGAAGCGGCAGGCCCAGGCGUAUAAAAAUAUCGCAACUGGUUAUGUCACAAACCAGGCACCUCCACUUGCCAGCGGUGGAAUCCUUGCGGAUGAUAUGGGUCUUGGGAAGACUAUACAGACUAUUUCCCUUAUUCUAGCGGACCUAAAGGUGGCAUCCGCUCAAUCUUCGAGGACCACACUGAUUAUCUCUCCGCUUGGAGUGAUGAGCAAUUGGAGAGAUCAGAUUGCUACCCAUGUCAAGCAGGAGAAUGCGCUUAAAGUUCUCGUAUACCAUGGGACAGGUAAGAAAGAGGCCGAAAAGCUCGACCAAUACGAUGUAGUAAUCACCACUUAUGGUGCACUUGCCAUGGAAUUUGGGCAAGUUGAUGGCAAAAGCCCUAAGGCCCCGAAACCAAAGCAGGGCCUUUUCUCUAUGCGCUGGCGCCGAGUUGUCCUGGAUGAAGGGCAUACUAUUCGAUCUCCACGGACCAAGGGAGCAAGAGCAGCUUGCGCUCUGGAGGCCGACUCUCGAUGGUCACUGACUGGGACACCUAUCAUUAAUAACCUGAAAGACCUAUACUCACAGCUUAGAUACCUCCGUAUAUCUGGUGGAUUGGAAGAUUUUUCUGUCUUUAACAGUGCGCUAAUCCGACCGCUCAAAGACGAAGACCCCAACGCCAAUCUCGUUCUCCAGGCUCUAAUGGCGACAAUUUGUCUACGCCGGAAGAAGGAAAUGGGAUUCAUCAACCUUCGCCUUCCGCCCAUGCAAUCACAUAUCCUUCAUGUCAAGUUUUCCCAGCAUGAGAAAGAGAAAUACGAUAUGUUUCAGGCCGAGGCGAAGGGUGUCCUUAUGGAAUAUUCUAACGGGAAAAAGUCGAAUGUUACCUAUUCACACUUACUUGAGGUUAUCCUGCGCCUUCGACAAGUCUGUAACCAUUGGAAAUUGUGCCAAAGCCGCAUAAAUAGCCUCAUGGAUCUGUUGGAGAAGGAAAAAAUUGUAUCUUUGACACCAGAAAAUGUAAAAGCGCUCCAGGCGCUCCUCCAACUGAACAUUGAGAGUCAAGAAACGUGCCCUAUAUGCCUCGAUUCUUUGGAUCAGCCAGUGAUCACGGCCUGUGCUCAUACCUUCGAUUAUUCUUGCAUAGAGCAGGUCAUUGAAAGACAACACAAAUGUCCCCUUUGCCGCGCAGAACUCGCAGAUACGUCGAAUCUUGUUCAUCCCGCUGUUGCUCUCGGUGAAGACGACAGCAAGGUGGAUGUCGACCCUGAGGAAAGCAGCAGCAAAAUUCAAGCUUUGAUUAAAAUUCUAACGGCACAGGGUCAGGCUCCGGGAAGCAAGACAGUUGUUUUCAGUCAAUGGACAUCGUUUCUUGACCUGAUUGAGCCGCAGCUUGUAAAACACAAUAUCACUUUUACCCGGAUCGACGGUAAGAGGAGCUCCACCAAACGGGAUGUGGCCAUGGCGACUUUGACCAAUGAUCCGAACUGCACUGUCAUGCUCGCGAGUUUAAAUGUCUGCAGCGUUGGCCUCAAUCUUGUGGCCGCCAACCAAGUUAUUCUUACAGAUAGCUGGUGGGCGCCUGCCAUCGAAGACCAGGCAGUGGAUCGCGUCUAUCGACUGGGCCAGAAACGACCUACUACGGUAUGGCGGCUUGUGAUGGAGGGGAGCAUUGAAGAUCGAGUACUGGAUAUACAGAAACGCAAGCGUGAUCUGAUGACCACCGCUUUUAGGGAGAAGAAUUCAAAAACGGGCGAGCAACAAAGAGCGAGAUUGGCGGAUUUGGAAAAGCUGCUGCAGUAG